UCAUUUAAGGUUACUUGAUCGUAAUCUCAAAGAACGUACAGUAAGGUACCUUCAGGUAUUUAGGAGUAAAAGCGCGCAUCCCUUACGCCCUCCCACUUCCUCCCAUGAUGCCCUGCACUGACCCCCAAGCCGCGCUUCUCUUCCGUUUCCUCUCCCGGCGCCGAGUGUUGUUGUUUGUGCCGCCGCUCUGUCACAUUUGGUUCUUGGCGUUGACUUUCGCCAAUCGCCUUUUUGCUGGUUUCUUGUUGUUGUAUCGGCAUGGCAUCUGCUAAGGCGUACAGGCUCAGCUGCUCGAUCCCGGGGCACGCGUUGGAUGUCCGAGGGUUGGCAGCGUCCGUUUUUCCCGAAGGCGGCUUUGUGUCGGUGUCUCGAGACAAGACUGCCAAGGCAUGGGAGCCCAGCAAGAGCCUUAAUGGAGGUUUCAUUGAAAUGCAGUGCAUGAAGGGUCACAACAAUUUUGUAACGUGUGUGUGUAUCAUUGCACCAAGUGAUGCCCACCCUGAAGGGCUCAUUGCCACUGGAGGGAAUGAUCACAACAUCUGUGUCUUUUCACCAUGCAAAGCUGACCCCCUAUACAUCCUGAAGGGGCACAAACACACCGUCUGUGCUGUUUCAGCUGGAAAAUUUGGAACGUUGUUAAGUGGCUCAUGGGAUACCACAGCAAAAGUCUGGCUCAACAACAAAUGCAUGAUGACCUUAACGGGUCACACAGGGUCCGUGUGGGCUGUUAAAAUAUUACCUGAGCAGGGACUGAUGCUGACUGGCUCGGCUGACAAAACCAUCAAGCUCUGGAAGGCCGGAAGGUGUGAGAGGACUUUCACAGGUCAUGAAGAUUGUGUGAGGGGGUUUGCUGUUGUGAACGACCAUGAAUUCUUGUCUUGCAGUAAUGAUUCCAGCAUAAGGAGGUGGCUAGUGACGGGGGAGUGCCUUGAAGUUUAUUACGGCCAUACCAACUUCAUCUACACCUUAGCAGUCUUCCCAAAUGGCCAAGAUUUCAUUAGUGCUGGUGAGGACCGCUCCUUACGGAUAUGGAAAAAGGGCGAAUGUUGCCAGACCCUCCGUCUUCCAGCUCAAUCGGUGUGGUGCUGCUGUAUUCUGGACAAUGGGGACGUGGUGGCUGGAGCCAGUGAUGGCAUUAUUAGAGUAUUUACUGAAUCUGAAGACCGAAUGGCGAGUGCCGAAGAUCUUCAAGCUUUUGAAGAUGAGCUGUCAAAGGCCACCAUCAGCUCCAAAACUGGAGAAUUGGGUGACAUUAAAAUUGAGGAGCUUCCAGGACGAGAACACUUACUUGAACCCGGAACCCGGGAGGGUCAGACGCGACUUAUUAAGGAUGGAGAGAAAGUUGAAGCAUUUCAGUGGAGCAUUAGCGACGGCCGCUGGAUAAAGAUCGGUGAUGUCGUUGGCUCAUCGGGAGGAACGCAGAACUCCUCAGGGAAAGUUUUGUAUGAAGGAAAAGAGUUUGAUUUUGUGUUUACCAUUGAUGUUAAUGAAGGUGGACCCUCCUUGAAACUCCCAUAUAAUGUGACCGAAGACCCAUGGCUGACUGCUCAUAAUUUCCUCCAGAAGAACGAUUUGAGUCCCAUGUUCUUGGACCAAGUUGCCAACUUCAUUAUAGAGAACACUAAAGGAGUCACUCUCGGCUCUGAGACGGGACAUUCGGAUCCGUUCACAGGUGCAAAUCGCUAUGUCCCAUCAGCGGCCGAAGGCUCCUCACCUGCUGCAGCGGACCCAUUCACAGGUGCUGGCCGUUAUAUUCCUGGAUCUGAUUCAAGUGAAGCAGCCUCCACAAGAGCCUCUGACCCGUUUACAGGUAGCAGUGCGUACUUCUCAAAUGCUCAUCACUCAACAUCAACGCAGUCCAAGAAUAUUUACUUCCCAAAGACAGAUGCCGUCACGUUUGACCAGGCAAAUACCACUCAGAUUCUGGCAAAAAUGAAGGAGCUGAACAGAGGAGCCUCAGAUGAUCAGAGGCUAACGGACGAUGCCAUCCAGAAGCUCGAGAAGCUCCUGUCAGCCGUCACGGAGCUCAGUCAUGCAGAGACGCCGGCCACAGAGCAGAUUGACCUCCUUUGGAAGACGACCUACUGGCCCGAAGACAUUGUGUUCCCCGCUUUGGACAUCCUGCGGCUGGCCAUCAGACACCCCGUUGUGAACGAGCAGCUCUGCCACGAGGACAUGCGGGUGCAGUUCUGCAAUCAUCUGCUCAACCUGAUGAACCCGCAGGGUAAGGCUGCCAACCAGAUGCUGGUGCUCAGGACUCUGUGCAACUGCUUCGCUGCCAAGUGGGGACAGGAUUUGCUGAUGUCUCUAAGGGAGACGGUGAUAUCACGGGCCAUGGAACUCAAAGGGGUCUGCAACAAGAACGUCCACAUCGCCCUGGCCACUCUGGUGCUCAAUUUUGCUGGCAGUUUGUACCCCAUCUCGGAUCUUGAAGGAAAGGCGCAGUGCUUAUCGGUGACCAGCAUGCUCUUGGAGACGGUGCAGGAUAAGGAGGCCGUCUUCAGACUCUUGGUGGCCCUGGGCACAACUGUCACGAACGACGCCACGGCCAAAGGUCUGGCGCACUCUCUGGGAGUGAAGUCUCAGAUCGCCAAGUACGCGUCGGUGUCGGAUCCGGCGAAACUGGCCGAAUGCUGCAGACUGCUCCUCGACGAGCUCUAGUCUGCGUUUGUUUUUCUGCCCCCACUUCCUGCGGACACACAGACGGUGACACUUAGUUCUUAUCAAAUAGCCCUGAAUGACCAGAUUGAGAAUGAAGGAAUCGGAAAUCAUGCUUCAUAAUGUUUUAUCUCAAAGCCAAAUGCUCCUUCAGUAAUAAAAAUCUGUCCGUGUC
Messenger RNA from Erpetoichthys calabaricus (reedfish), 2833 nucleotides. RefSeq names its product phospholipase A2-activating protein (gene plaa). Gene Ontology annotation, cellular component: cytoplasm; nucleus. The coding region runs from base 259 to 2661 and encodes 800 amino acids. Lineage: Eukaryota; Metazoa; Chordata; Cladistia; Polypteriformes; Polypteridae. Gene Ontology annotation, molecular function: ubiquitin binding. The transcript is spliced from 14 exons. Gene Ontology annotation, biological process: ubiquitin recycling; proteasome-mediated ubiquitin-dependent protein catabolic process. The record is from RefSeq and is a predicted model, not a curated record.